AUGCUCAUCGGCGCCUACGCUCGUGCUCUCUUUCAGAUUCUGGUUCUCCUCUACCUCCCGCUCGCCCAGGCAGCGUUUGCCAUCUUUGGCUGCCGCCGCGACGAGUCGGGCACCUGGCUGAUGGCGGCCGAGCCGACGCGCCGAUGCUACGACGUUGCCUGGUGGACAGGGCUGUUUGUUCCAGGCUUGGUCGCUGUGGUCAUCUAUGCCAUCGGCGUACCUACCGCCGCCUUCGGUCUGCUGCGGAGCCAGCGGGCGGCGCUUCCACCCACAAUCUUCCUCCUCCGCUUCUCUUUCCUCGUGGCCCGCUUUAGCACGGCCGCCUGGUGGUUUGAGGUCACCAUCAUGGUGCGCAAGCUCGGUGUGGUCAUGGCCAUGACCUUCUUUACCACCGAUGCCAGCAAGGCCAACGCCGCAGUCUUCAUCCUCGCAUUGGCCGUCUUCCACCUCGGCGCCAAACGGCCCUACCGAUCGCCGCUGCACAACAGGCUGGCGGUGCUGGUCCUCGCGGCGACGGCCGGUGUACUCUACGGAGGCACCUUUGUCGACUACAUGCUGCGGAGAAUAGUUGUGAUGAUUGGCGUCCUCGUCAACAUCCUCGCCAUCGUGGUGGGCAACUUUCUCGACAUCCGCCUCAUCCUCCGCAGAGAGGCUCAGCUCGAGAUCGACGAGUACUACGUCGGCGGGACACUCAAGGCGGUUGACGACGAUGCUACGGGGACCGAGCUGGGAGACCUCGGCUCGCUCGCCCGUCAUCGCUCCCGCACCAUGUCCGAUGCCGCCAUCUCGCUCUCAGCUAACUCGCUAGCCGCCGACUCGGAUGCGGUCGUCGUCCCGAAACACAUCGUCAUAUCGGACCCGGUCGUUGCCGUUUCUGCGUCUGCUGCCGCCUCGGCAUCAGCACCGUCCGAGUCGUCAUCCGCGUCGUCCGCGACAUCGUAG
This is a messenger RNA of Thecamonas trahens ATCC 50062, 942 nucleotides long. RefSeq lists its product as uncharacterized. The coding region runs from base 1 to 942 and encodes 313 amino acids. The transcript has a single exon. Lineage: Eukaryota; Apusomonadida; Apusomonadidae. The record is from RefSeq and is a predicted model, not a curated record.